GUCGAGAGGCUACUUAAACCCCUUGCUGCACCCUUCCAAUUCUUCUCAUCUUUACCAUACCGCAUAGACUUCUUGAUACCCAGAUCCUAGACAUAGAUAUAGAUCAUCAUCAUGUCCCAGAAGCCCCUAUUUGUGGCUACUCAUCCAAGGGCAUGUUCCACGGCUUUUGAGCGGGUUUUCAUGACCCGUCGGGAGACGCUCCAAACCGUUCAUGAGCCCUUCGGGGACGCCUACUACUUCGGCCCUGAAAGACUCCAUCCCAGAUAUGAGAACGACCCGGAGGCUCGAAAGGCCUCAGGCCAUUCCGACACCACUUUCAAGGACGUUUUUGAUGCCAUUGCCAAAGCUGGCGCAGAGGGCAAACGACCCUUCAUCAAGGACAUGGCCCAGUACUGGAUCCCACCAAACAACCAACCCGCCCAGAUUGCCCCCAGUCUCGCCUCGUACAAACGCGGCGUCGGCACCGACACCCCAUACCCAUUCAACACUCAGGGUGAGGAAGGGAACCCGACAGUCGUGCCUAAGGAUCUCCUCGCAAAGUUCCAAUUUGCCUUCCUGAUUCGCCAUCCGAAGUACAGUGUUCCGAGCUACUACCGCUGCACGAUUCCGCCGCUCGAUAAGCUUACCGGGUUUUACAACUUCAGACCCGAUGAGGCUGGUUAUAGCGAACUACGCCGACUCUUUGACUACCUGCGCUCUGUUGGGCAAGUGGGCCCCAACCUCGCGGGCGAAACCCAUGGCCAGGCCGCUACCGACGGGGAAGCAAGUGGCGUACCCAUCACGCUCAUCGACGCCGACGACCUCCUCGACAAUCCUUCGGGCAUAAUCGAAGCCUUUUGCAAGGGCACGGGCGUGAAGUACGAGCCUGACAUGCUAAAGUGGGGGGAUGAGAAACAUCAAACUUAUGCUAAGGAGGUGUUUGCCAAGUGGCCCGGUUUCCAUGAGGAUGCCUUGGAUAGCGACGAGCUCAGGGCGAGGACGCAUAAAAAAGAACCCAAAUCGGACGAGCAGCUCUUCGCCGAAUGGACCGAGAAGUACGGCGAGGAAGGCGCCAAGGUGAUUCGCGAUACUGUCGCCGCCAAUGUCGCGGACUACGAGUACCUGAAGCAGUUCGCGAUUAAGCUGCCAGUGGCGAACUAGGAGCCUGGGAGAUCUGCAUCUGGGAUGUAGGGAAAGCGAACGUCGUGAAGGAAGAAAUGGGGGCCGGUGAGCGGGCGGUUUUGGGUGGUUUGUGCACUGCUUCGUUGUAUUCUUCGUGAAGCUAGGACAUAUGUUAAGGGGUCGAGGUGAUUGACGGGGGAGAACAGGCUAGGUCGUAAGCUCUACUUAGUUUCUCAA
Westerdykella ornata is the source of this 1338-nucleotide messenger RNA. RefSeq lists its product as uncharacterized. Lineage: Eukaryota; Fungi; Ascomycota; Dothideomycetes; Pleosporales; Sporormiaceae. Bases 112 to 1140 code for a protein of 342 amino acids. The transcript has 4 exons. The record is from RefSeq and is a predicted model, not a curated record.